This is a messenger RNA of Neomonachus schauinslandi (Hawaiian monk seal), 797 nucleotides long. It is a transcript of the gene DUSP18, whose product is annotated as dual specificity phosphatase 18. Gene Ontology annotation, biological process: protein dephosphorylation. The record is from RefSeq and is a predicted model, not a curated record. Gene Ontology annotation, molecular function: MAP kinase tyrosine/serine/threonine phosphatase activity. The transcript has a single exon. Bases 44 to 610 code for a protein of 188 amino acids. Lineage: Eukaryota; Metazoa; Chordata; Mammalia; Carnivora; Phocidae.
GAUGUAGCCCUUGUGCCUCACUGGCCGCUGACACACUGGCCUGAUGACAGCACCCCUGUGUACGUUUCCGGUUCAGUUCCGGCAGCCCUCAGUCAGUGGCCUCUCACAGAUCACCAGCAGCCUGUAUGUCAGCAAUGGGGUGGCCGCCAACAACAAGCUCAUGCUCUCCAGCAACCAGAUCACCACGGUCAUCAACGUGUCGGUGGAAGUGGUAAAUACCUUAUACGAGGACAUCCAGUACGUACAGGUGCCUGUGGCCGACACACCCAUCUCGCGUCUCUGUGACUUCUUUGACCCCAUUGCUGACCACAUCCACAGUGUAGAGCUGAAGCAGGGCCGCACGCUGCUGCACUGCGCUGCUGGCGUGAGCCGCUCAGCUGCCCUCUGCCUGGCCUACCUCAUGAAGUACCAUGCCAUGUCCCUGCUGGACGCCCACACGUGGACCAAGUCAUGCCGGCCCAUCAUCCGACCCAACAAUGGCUUUUGGGAGCAGCUCAUCCACUAUGAAUUCCAGCUGUUUGGCAAGAAUACCGUGCACAUGGUCAGCUCCCCUAUGGGAGUGAUCCCUGACAUCUACGAGAAGGAGGUCCAUUUGAUGAUUCCACUGUGAGCCUGCCAGCACCCCCCGCACCCCCGCACCCAGGUCAGAGGUGCAGAUCUGCUGUUGACCCUCCACCAAGAUCUGAACUUAAAACGUUCCACUUUUGCUGAUACAGAAAAAACAGAUGAUGCCUUUUAUAAGGGUCAGAGAAAAAGGAAAGGUGCUGUAGCUUUUAACCUUAUUAUCCGUAUCUUAG